This is a messenger RNA of Striga asiatica, 510 nucleotides long. Lineage: Eukaryota; Viridiplantae; Streptophyta; Magnoliopsida; Lamiales; Orobanchaceae. The record is from the annotation of a GenBank genome assembly.
AUGCUCGACGUCGUCCGGGUGGAGCACGGCUUGGUGGAGGGGGCGGGAGAGGACGCGAGCGAAGGAGAGGUCGGCUCCGGCGUCGUUGCAGUGGACGGUGGAGGAGUCGAGGAGGCGGCCGGCGAGAGGGUAGAAAGAGGUGAGGGCGCAGGAGAGGGAUUCGCUCAGGUGUCGAGAGGUUCGAUUGAGAUGGUCGUCGUCGUUAGGGAUUGUUUGGGGGUGGGUAGGGUUAUUGUAGAAGUAUAUAUAGGAGAUGUAGGCGGAACGGAAGAGUUGGUCGAUCUCGCUAUUGAUAGGGAAGAAUGUUGUAUUGCAAAAAUAAAUGGGAAAGGUCAAAGUGGUAUUAUGAGGGUAUACUCAGUCAGCACAAUCGCAAACGUGCAGCCCCAAUCCCUAAACCCAGUUCAGACUUUGGUAUUAAAAAUGAAAAACAUAAAGGAUGAAGAAAACGUUGAAAUGGCCUACGGCGUGGCAUUGCCACUCCCAAGCUCAAACGGAAUACAACAUUAA